Messenger RNA from Capronia epimyces CBS 606.96, 1593 nucleotides. RefSeq lists its product as uncharacterized. Gene Ontology annotation, cellular component: nucleus. Bases 1 to 1593 code for a protein of 530 amino acids. Gene Ontology annotation, biological process: positive regulation of transcription by RNA polymerase II. NCBI's taxonomy places the organism in Eukaryota, Fungi, Ascomycota, Eurotiomycetes, Chaetothyriales, Herpotrichiellaceae. The transcript has 2 exons. Gene Ontology annotation, molecular function: DNA-binding transcription factor activity, RNA polymerase II-specific; transcription cis-regulatory region binding; zinc ion binding. The record is from RefSeq and is a predicted model, not a curated record.
AUGGCCGAAGAUGUGAUGGAAGGCACCUCUCCAGCUCCAGCUCCAGCUCCAGCUCCGGAGAGCCCGUCAGCGGCGGGCAAGCCGGCCGUAAAACAUCGAAGAACGAGAGCCGGGUGUUUGUGUUGUCGCCUGCGGAAGAAGAAAUGUGACGAGCGUAUGCCGACUUGCCAGGCGUGUGAACGGAACUACCUGAUCUGUACCUGGCCACCACCAAAGCCUAGUAGGAAACGAGGCUCGCACAGCGCUGGUGACGGCGGAGGGAACGACAGUAGAAACCCUGCCGCCCUCUCACCCGGGAAUUCAACCCAAGGCUCGUCGACGCUGGAUAUCAACGAGGAUCGGCGGCGAAACAAUGACGACCUGAACAACAGAGCAUUCUCCGUGAACCCAGCCCUGUCCUCCCGGCUUGUGGUCUCCCCGUCUUUGCAAGCGAUGAAUAUGGUCCUGGCUUCGCCGUCCCAUGGAGUGCUCUAUCAGCACUACCUGAAGCGAACGGCCAACGCUGUGUCGGCCUGGCAAGACCAGACGAAUCCUUUCAUCAGGUUCAUGAUGCCAAUGGCCGUAUCCGACGAUUUACUUUUUCAGAGCAUCAUGGCUUUGAGUGGCGCUCACUUUAGUCAGCAACCUCAUGCUUCUGUGGAAGCGAAGUCGUGGGCUUCAACACAUGAGACCUUGGCCAUUCGCGGCCUGAAAUUCCGUCUGACCAGACAGGCAGCUGGUCAAGAUGACGCAUUGGCGUUGUUGGCCACGACUCUAGUUCUCUGCCUGCUUGAGACGAUGAAGGGCAGUUCCAACUCCAACGCGUUUCUGCAUCUCAAGGGAGCCAGGGCUUUGUUGAGUCAAUGGAUUUCAACUCCACCGGCGAGGUCUGACCCGGAAAUCCGUUCAUUCAUCGUCGAGCUUUAUCUCUACUUUGUUAUCCUGGCAAGUACACCUCUGGGGCCGGAAUCGCACCACCUGAUAGUGCAAGAUGCUCUCACUUUCUUCCCCUAUCUAAAGAACAGAAGAUAUCCCGGUCCGCUACUCGGUUGCGCCUAUGAGCUCUUCGAGUUAAUCCCUCAGGUGUUCAAAUUAGCCAAGGAAAGAGCCGAUGAAGUGAAGAUGGGGAUCCCUCUGUCACCCCAGACGGUAGCUGCUUUCGAGGGUGUCCUUGCGAAGAUUCUUGCUUGGACUCCCCCGGCAGAUGCCGCGAACGAUUAUGUCAGGUGCGGCCGAAUAUACCACCAAGCGCUUCUCGUCUUCCUCUUCACUUCCUUCGUCGAGUUCGACAAUCAGCCGGUCAACCUUGACGAGCUCGUUGGGCAAGCUUUCGAGGUGCUGCGGGAAGAGCUGGGCCAUCUACCUCUGGGCGCCCCGAUCGCAACGACUCUGAACUGGCCACUGGCCGUUCUGGGCUCCUGUUCCAAGCUACCGGAACAUCAAGAUCUGAUACGACGGCGCCUUCAGGAUUUGUGUGACCGUUUGCAGAUCCCGUGCUUUGGCCAAAUAUUGCAUAUCUUAGAAGUCCUGUGGAAGAGCUCUCUUCCCCUCAGAGGCAUGUCGUCUUUUGAAGCCGUGAUGAAGCAGUUGAACAUGAUUGUCUUGAUCUCCUAG